GAAGGCGGCCUGCUGGAACAGAGUGACGCUGUUCCCAUCAAGGAAAUCCGGACUUUGGGAAGAGAGGCUGGUGCGAUCCGAGCCCUCUAUAAGAAAGCGGCAAUCAUUAGCAGGCGGCAAGAGAUUAAAACAAACCCGACCCUCCUCCCUAGGGCAACCAGCCAAAAAACAAAACAACUCAGCCAGCGGCUCGGAAGAGACCAUCGUCCAGUUUAAUAUAUUCAUACAUAUUAAUUGAAAAUAUAUUAGUAAAUGCCAAAGCGUAUCGAUUGGUAGAGAGCGAAUUGAUUGCACGAAUCGAGGCGAUCAACAGAUGAUGGGAGACGCGAGUUGUGGGCUGGUCGAUGCUCAGGUCAUCACUGGAUUACUCGUUGAUGUUGAUCGCUAUUCAGAGGUGAUUUGUACUCCAAAGACUGGAAGCAGGGGCCCGCAAACGCUGAUCGGUGAUUCCAGCAGCAGGAAAAGACCGCACUCUGGGGCUACCAGCUAUGAACUAAUUGUAAACCCAGCCACAUCUGUAAUCAAUCAUCCGAAGGAUCGAUGCCAAAGGAGAGCCCUGCAGGGACCGACAAGGAGCCUUCUUCACUCGAGAGGAAUCAAUGAGCAAGCAUUGAUCCAGCGUUCGAAUCCCUCCCAUAAUCAGUCGAUCGGAAUUGCCAAAGAAAUCGGGACUACGGACGGUACAAUCAAUAACCAAAGGGAAAUGAAGCAAGGGCCUUGCUUGAAAGGUAUUAUCGAUAACCAGAUUGAAAAUCGAAGUGAUGAAAUUAAUGCAUUGAUCAUGGGACCGAAAACGGGAGUAUUCCGAAGAACAGUUGGAUUUGCUAGUGCGAGAAGAAACUUUAAUUUGUUUGGAUGUUUUGGUCGAUUGUGGACGUUAGUACUGUUUCACAUCCACGUGCUACAGACCCUGGCUCAAGACGAUGUUCCACCAUAUUUUAAGACUGAGCCAGGACCACCACAGAUUCACUUGGAGGGGAAUCGUUUGGUCUUAACAUGCCUGGCAGAGGGAAGUUGGCCACUUGAGUUUAAAUGGUUACGAAAUGAUACAGCAAUCACAGCAUUCUCUCCCGAGUACAGGUAUGUUAUUCCAUCCCUCCAGCGCUCAGACACUGGGUUUUAUCAGUGUGUUGUGCGGAACAGACGUGGAGCACUUUUACAGAAGAAAACACAAGUACAAGUUGCAUACAUGGGAAAUUUUGAAGGAGGCAACAAACGGAUUACAGUGUCACAGGGUCAGGCUGCUGUGCUAAAAUCUCCAGACAUCAGCAGCUACCCCCAACCACAAAUGACAUGGUUUCGUGAUGGCCAAAAGAUUAUCUCAAGCAACAGAGUAGCUAUAACUCUCAACAAUCAGCUGGUGGUGCUUUCAACAACUGCAGCAGAUGCAGGAAAAUACUACGUACAAGCAGUCAACGAAAAGAAUGGGGAAAACAAGACCAGUCCAUUUAUCUACCUGAGCAUUGCAAAUACUGAGGAUCCAGCAGACCCUGUGGCACCCACAAUUGUUGUUCCUCCAAAAAACACGAGUAUAGUAGCUGGCACAAGUGAAGUUACUCUGGAAUGUGUUGCCAAUGCAAGGCCUGUGGAGAGUCUGAGUAUUACCUGGAGGCGAAGCGGUGUGAAACUAAUGAAUGGGAUCAGUAUAUUUGGAAGGCGAUUGACAAUCUUAAAUCCAACUUCAGCUGUUAUUGGCAUGUAUGAGUGUGAAGCAACAUUACAGAGCAGCAACGUUGUUUCUGUAAACGCUCAUGCCUACCUGUCCAUUAUAGAACCACCAUAUUUUACCGCAGAACCUGAAUGGAGAAUUCAGGGUGAAGUAGAAAAAACUGUUGAUAUUCCAUGUCGAGCAAUGGGUAUACCUUUACCUAGUCUGGAAUGGUAUAAAGAUUCAAUCCCAAUAAUAAUGUUGAACAACAGCAGAUAUAAAGAAAUGGUAAGUGGGAUCCUGCAGAUCCAGAGGCUGGUCCCUGAAGACUCAGGAAUAUUCCAGUGUUUUGCUAAGAAUGAAGCAGGGGAUAUUCAAACACCUUCAUAUCUCACUGUUACGAACAUUGCACCAUCUUUCAUUCGAGCUCCAUCAGACACUGCAGUGACAGAUGGAACAGCAGCAGUUUUACACUGUGAGGUUUCAGGAGCACCAAAACCGCGCAUUACAUGGAAAACAGGCACUAAGAUAUUGGCAAGUGGUUCAAUACAAAUUCCACGGUUUGUACUUUUGGAGUCAGGCGGAUUGCUGAUAAAACCAGCCCAUACUGAAGAUGCAGCAAUAUAUACCUGCUUUGCAGCGAAUUCCAAAGGAACAGUAAAUGCAUCAGCUGAGCUUACUGUGUGGACUCGGACUGUUAUCUCUAUCCCACCCAAAGACCGCAGUGUAAUCAAAGGAACAACAGCAGUACUAAUUUGUGGAGCAUCUCAUGAUCCCAGGGUCACAAUCCGGUUUGUCUGGAAGAAGGAUGGAAAUAUUAUUGAUGCAAAUGCUCUACCCAGAAUUACCAUAGGGCAAAAUGGCUCACUUCAUAUCAGUCAAACUUGGUCAGGUGAUAUUGGUGACUACACCUGUGAGGUUCUGUCCUUGGGAGGAAAUGACUUCAGAACUGCCCGCCUGGAAGUCAUUGAACUUCCUCACCCACCCAGAAAUCUGCAAGCGAGUUUAAACUUAUCAAGCAGCCGGGCAGUGGAUUUAUCUUGGACGCGGCCCUUUGAUGGAAACAGCCCCAUAUUACACUACAUUGUGGAGUUAUCUGAAAACAACUCACCAUGGACAGUACAGUUACCCAAUAUUAAUCCAGGAGUGAUGCACAUUACUGUGCAUGGGUUAACACCAGCCCGGUCAUACCAGUUCCGCAUGUGCGCAGUGAACCAGCUAGGAAAAGGACAGUACAGCACAGAAACCAACAGGAUGCUGUUACCUGAAGAAUCACCUGGUGCCCCUCCUCAGAAUAUUAUGGCCAGUGGUCGAACAAACCAAUCCAUAAUGGUACAGUGGCAGCCUCCCCCAGAGCAGGAGAUCAAUGGGGUUCUUAAAGGAUAUAUUCUCAGGUAUCGACUUGCAGGCCUUCCAGGUGGAUACCAUUAUAAGAAUAUCACUAGCCCUGAAGUGACCUAUUGCCUAGUGAAGGACUUGAUCAUAUGGACCCAGUAUGAAAUUCAAGUUGCAGCAUACAAUAGUGCUGGGCUUGGUGCAUUCAGCAGAGCAGCAGCUGAGUACACACUGCAGGGAGUGCCAACAGCACCCCCACAGAAUGUCGAAGUUGAAGCUAUAAACUCCACUGCUAUCAAAUUUAUGUGGGAUCCUCCUCCUCAGCAGUUCAUAAAUGGUAUCAACCAAGGUUACAAGCUCCUUGCCUGGACUAUUGACUCACCAAAUACAAUUGCAGUGAUGACCAUCACCCCUGAUUUCCAUGGAACACGCCAUGAAGGAAUUUUUACAGGCCUCAGAAAGUUCACAAAAUACUACACAUCUGUAUUGUGUUUUACAACACCAGGUGAUGGCCCAAAGAGUUCACCCCAACUCAUGCAGACCUGUGAAGAUAGACCGGGAGCUGUUGGGCACUUGGGUUUUGCAGAAAUACUUGAUACCUCUUUGAAAGUCAGCUGGCAAGAACCACAAGAAAAAAAUGGGAUCCUCACAGGUUACCAGAUUUCCUGGGAAAUAUAUAACAAAAAUGAAAGUCGUAUGAGCCGCAAAUUGUCAAAUACAACACAAGAGUACAAAAUAACAGGACUGAGUUCCCUUACCACCUACACUAUUGAAGUGGCAGCCAUGACAUCAGUGGGCAUUGGAGUACUAACUUUAUCUACCAUCUCUUCUGGAGUCCCACCAGAACUCCCAGGUGCUCCAUCUAAUCUUGUGAUCUCAAAUAUCAGUCCUCAAUCAGCCAUGCUGCAGUUCCGGCCAGGGUAUGAUGGGAAAACAUCCAUCUCAAAAUGGAUUGUGGAAGGGCAGAUUGGAAUGAUUGGAGAUGAUGAAGAGUGGGUUGUACUGUACGAAGUAGAGAAUGAACCAGAUGCCCAGAUGUUAGAAAUCCCAAAUUUGAUGCCAUAUACAUACUACAGGUUUCGAAUAAAACAGCUGAACAUAGUUGGCUCUAGCCCCGUAAGUUUGCCUUCCCGUGUAAUUCAAACUCUGCAGGCUCCACCAGAUGUAGCACCUGGUAGUGUCACAGUGCGAACCGCAAGUGAGACCAGCUUAUGGGUUCGCUGGGUGCCUAUUCCAGAGUCUGAAUAUAAUGCUAACCCUGAAUCGGUUGGAUAUAAAAUCAAGUAUUGGCGACUGGAUGGUCAGGGUAUGCCUGUACGCCAGAUAAUUAAUGAUCGCUUGGAGCGGGAGAUCACAAUUGAAAACCUAGAGGAAUGGAUUGACUACGUAGUCCAGAUCCAGGCUUUUAAUGCCAUUGGUUCAGGACCUUGGAGCAACCAAGUCCGAGGGCGUACAAGAGAAUCAGUUCCAUCAGCUGCACCGGGAAAUAUUACAACAGAGGCUGUGAGCUCCACACAGAUAUUGGUCAUGUGGGGACCAGUCCCAGACUCUGAGCAAAAUGGACUGAUCCUGGGAUACAAGAUCCUGUACCAGGAGAAAGAUUCUGAAUUAAGUAUUUGCACUCAUCUUGUGAAAGGAAAUUUUACACAAUCUAUUGUCCUAAAUGAUCUGAGGAAGUAUAGUCCAUAUGAGAUUCAAGUUUUGGCAUUUACCAGAAUUGGGGAUGGAGUGACAAGUUCACCACCUGUAAUAGAAAGAACAAAAGAUGAUGUUCCAGGUCCACCUGUAAGAUUGUUAUUCCCAGAGGUCCAGUUGACAUCAUUGAGAGUUGUCUGGCAGACACCCGAAAACCCCAAUGGCAUCAUCCUAGGUUACCGGAUAUCUUACCGUUUGGCAACUGCUGAACCAAAUAGGUUCAUCACCACAGAGGUCAGUUCCAAUGUUCGACAGUAUUCUGCAACAAAGCUGAUACCUGAAUCUCCAUAUAUCUUCCGUAUUUCAGCAAAGACACGUCAGGGGUGGGGCGAGUCAGUGGAGGCAGUUGUGAUCACCACUGAAACUAGAGACCGCCCACAGCCAGCCAUCAAUCUGACAGUACCUCAGUCUGAGAUUCGGGGUCGAAGUUUGCUGUUGCAAUGGAAACCAGGGAGUGACGGGUCAUCACCAAUCCGCUACUUCACGGUGCAAACAAAGGAACUACCUAACAUGACUUGGCAGACACACACCUCUUCAAUUAGUCAUGAUGCUACGUCAUAUGUUAUAGACCGCUUAAAGCCUUACACCUCCUACCAGUUACGAAUAAUGGCGACUAAUGAUAUUGGAGACAGUGUUUAUAGUGUACCAACAGAGCCAGUGACAACACUGCAGGAUGUUCCCAGUGAACCACCAGUUAUUCUCUCUGUGAUUCCACGCACCACUACCUCCGUUCUUGUUCAGUGGAAGUCACCAGAGGAAGAAGGUAUAAACGGCAUAUUGUUGGGAUUUCGGAUUUACUACAGGGAGCUUGUGUAUGAGGAUAUGCCACGAUUCAACAUCCAGUCCACUGAGGAUCCUUCUUCACUGCAGACAGAGUUAGCUCCUGAGAGUAGCUUCAAGACAGUGAACAGUUCCACAGUAACAGAGUUCGAGCUAACACAUUUAAAGAAGUACACAAGAUAUGAAAUUCUAAUGAAAGCAUUUAAUGUAGUGGGUGAGAGUCCUGCCAGCAGUCCAAAAGAGGUCUACAUUGGAGAAGCAGUCCCUACAAGAGGUCCUCAGAAUGUAAAGCUGCAUCCUCUCUCAGCAACUCGAUUGGAAGUGACAUGGGAUCCUCCUCCAGCAGAGUCCCAGAAUGGCAAAAUACAGGGAUAUAAGAUCCACUAUUGGCAGCUUCAGAAGCAGAACGAAACACAAAAAGUGAAGAUCCUCUUCCUCCCAGAGAACAUUAUCCGCUUAAAAAACUUAACCAGCUAUACAGUUUAUGUGGUUAGUGUGUCAGCAUUCAAUGCUGCUGGAGAUGGACCCGGAAGUGAACCAGUUGAGGGAAGGACACAUCAGGCUGCUCCAAGUGCGCCCAGUUAUAUUACAUUUACAGAAGUUACCUCCACUACGUUGAAAGUGUUUUGGGGAGAACCAGCAAUGCCCAAUGGAGUUCUUGAAGGAUACAGAUUGGUUUACGAACCAUUGGAAUCAGUACAAGGUGUGAGUAAAGUGGUGACAGUCGACCUGAGAGGCAACAAUCAACGCUGGCUGAAGGUUCGGGAUUUGUUUAAGGGGGUCCCUUACACCUUUCAUGUCCGAGCCAGAACCUACACCUUCGGCCCUGAGAUAAGGGCUAAUGUUACACCAGGACCAGAAGAAGGUUCCCCUGGUCCCCCGCUGAACCCCUCAAUUAGUGAAACAGCCUCUACACUCACUGUUCAUUGGACACAGGGUUUGCUUGGAGCGGGACCAAUACAAGGCUAUGUAAUUGAAGCACGACCUUCUGAUGAAGGUUUGUGGGAUACAUUUGUGAAGGACAUACCUGGUGAUGUGACAUCCUAUGUAGUUAGUCGGGAUCAGCUAAAGCAAGGAGUGAGUUAUGAAUUUCGGAUUAUCGCGGUCAAUCAAUUUGGAUAUGGGGAACCAAGCACAGCAUCCAUUGUAACAUCAGCUCAACUGGGAAAACCUCCAUUUUAUGAAGAGUGGUGGUUUCUGGUGGUGAUGGCUCUAUGCAGCCUUAUUCUCAUUCUGCUCAUGGUAUUUGGACUGAUCCUACAUGGACAGAGCAAGAAGUACAAGAACAAUACUGGUAAAAGUAGUACAAAUGUGGAAGAAACUCUCACCUUAGAUAAUGGAGGAUUUACUUCACUGGAACUGAACAGCAGACAUUUAACUGUCAAGAGCAAUUUCUGUAAGAAGAAUGGCAGCAAGUUUCCACCCAGGCCCAGUCCAGGAGGGUUACGCUAUUCUGAUGAGGAUUUAUGUAAUAACUACAAUGGAAUUGUGCUAACAGAGAGCACGACUCUGACAGAGAAACCCACAGAAAUAUCAGAGUCAGAGGCUACUGACAGUGAUUAUGAAGGUGAAUUGCCAAAAAGCACACACUCAUUUGUAAACCACUAUAUGAGCGAUCCAACCUACUUCAACUCAUGGAAGAGACAGCCCAAAGGCCUUCCAAGAGCUUCCGCCUACAGUUAUGAGGAAUGCACAGAUGGUGAACAGGAACCAUACUAUCCGACUGUGAUCACGACGCAGAGUACAGGGGGUGCCUACACUCCCACAGGGCAGCCUGCUUCAGGAGCACGGACUCCUGUGACUGGGUUUUCUUCCUUUGUGUGACCAUUCAUUAUGAACAAAGUAAGGCAAUUUCUGAAAUAUUGCUUACUCAAUGGACCAACGUGCUGGAUGAAGUGACACACAAUCACAGUGCAGAAGAAGGCUAUCUAAUGGAAAUUGUCAUCUUCAUAGCUGCCUAAAAAGUGCCUUUUACAUGUUAGUAACUUGAUGAUACUAAUACAGCAGUGGUGUUUAUAAAAUCUGUUUUCCAAUCAUUUGAAUGAGAAAUAGAAACAGAUUCUAUGAACAUUUUUCUCUUGUCCU
This is a messenger RNA of Hemiscyllium ocellatum (epaulette shark), 7543 nucleotides long. RefSeq names its product sidekick cell adhesion molecule 1a (gene sdk1a). Gene Ontology annotation, biological process: cell-cell adhesion. Gene Ontology annotation, molecular function: protein binding. The transcript is spliced from 45 exons. Bases 314 to 7282 code for a protein of 2322 amino acids. The record is from RefSeq and is a predicted model, not a curated record. Lineage: Eukaryota; Metazoa; Chordata; Chondrichthyes; Orectolobiformes; Hemiscylliidae.